UUUCUUUUUACAUAACCUAGAAAUUUUGAAAAAUUACUAAAUAAAUGAAAUAAAUCAUUAUUAUUAAUUUUUUACUAUUAUUAUUUUUACAAUUAAUAUUGUCGCAUCAUUGGAGAAAAAUUGCAAAGUCGUAUGUUAAUUUACAAUAAGAAAGAAUUUUCUAUAUAGCGGAGUUGAAAAAAAAAUCGAAAAACCCGAUUGCCUUGAAUUUAAAAUGAAGGUUAUUUUCGUGCAGUCAACUGUUUUCUUUGUAAAAAAAAAAAGAAAAUCACUGUCAAAAUCCUCUUGUCCUUGAUAGAAAAUAAAAAUAAUUAAAAUUUAAUUAGAAUUUUCAAAAAAAAAAGUUAUUUUUUACAACCAGAGAAAAAAAAGAUGUUAAGGGCAGCUACGUUCCUGAACAAUCGUGGACUUUUUUCCCGUUAUUUAAAUCCAGUUCUAAAUACGCAUGUGCUCGUGACAGUGCAACACUCGAAAAAAUUGCGAUAUUUCAAAAAAAUGAGUACUGAUUGCGAUGAGCCGUAUUGUAGCACGGAACCCUGUUUGAUGGACUACGGCCCUGAUGUUAUCUACGACUGGCAAGAAAAUUAUGAUAAAAAAAAUAAAAAAGCCAAUAAAGAUCUUGUGUUGGGAAUACUUUCCGUCAUAUUCGCUCUACUAAUUAUAAAUGAAAAUGGAAUGGUCAAAGGUUAUUAUUUACCUUUAUUCAGUCCUGGCUCUUGGGGAUAAUGUACAAUAACAUUUAAUUUAAGAAUCAAAUAUUGUUCAAUAAUUAAAUUGCAAUAAACUUUCAUUUUUUCAA
Molecule: messenger RNA, 799 nt
Organism: Leptopilina heterotoma
Lineage: Eukaryota; Metazoa; Arthropoda; Insecta; Hymenoptera; Figitidae
Exons: 3
Coding region: 373-726 (117 amino acids)
Source: RefSeq, a predicted model, not a curated record